Messenger RNA from Gastrolobium bilobum, 1091 nucleotides. RefSeq lists its product as uncharacterized. Gene Ontology annotation, biological process: translation. The record is from RefSeq and is a predicted model, not a curated record. Lineage: Eukaryota; Viridiplantae; Streptophyta; Magnoliopsida; Fabales; Fabaceae. Bases 226 to 876 code for a protein of 216 amino acids. Gene Ontology annotation, molecular function: structural constituent of ribosome. Gene Ontology annotation, cellular component: ribosome. The transcript is spliced from 2 exons.
CUACGUUUUUCACUGAAUUCUUGGACUGAAACUGGAACCUAAUCUCACUCACCCAUAACAAAAUUCCGAACCAAACCCUUGGCACCAUUUCUGUCCGAUUUUAAAGCUUGCAUUACGAGGUCUGAAAUCGAUUAAGGAUAUUUAUUUACUGGAAUAGGAGUUUACAAUGUGUGUUAUACUGGGCUGAUUUUCCAUUCUGAGAUAUAGCAACCUUACACACCAAGAAUGAACUUGCUUUUAAGAAUAAGGCAUUAUUUACCGAAUGGUUUAUAUAGACAACCUUUUCAUCGAACUGUGGUAGGGCUUAAUGCUAGUAAUGUUAAAGUAUUUUCAAGAAAUCUUGGUCAAGCUGCAAGGAAAGAGGAGGAGGAGGAUGUCGAGGAAGUGGAAAUCGACCAAAGAAGUCUCCCAGCUGAUUUUGACCCUGCAACAUUUGAUCCUACUGAGCAUCAUAGCCCCCCAUCAGAAAGAGUUUUCAGGCUUGUUGAUGAAAUGGCAUCUCUUACGCUAGCCGAAGCUGCCGAAUUGGGUCUCAUUCUGAUGAAGAAAAUGGGGAUUAAGGAGUUGCCUAACGUGGGGUUUAUGAAACCCGGAGCUGCGAGUUUGGCCGGAAUGGCAACAAAAGCACCAGCAGCAGCCAAGGAGGAGCAAAAGCCAGAAAAAACUGUAUUUGAAUUGAAACUGGAGUCCUAUGAAGCGGCUUCGAAAAUUAAAGUCAUCAAGGAGGUUCGCGGUUUUACUGAUUUAGGUUUGAAGGAGGCAAAGGAUUUGGUCGAAAAAACACCUUCUAUUAUUAAGAAAGGUGUUUCAAAGGAAGAAGGAGAACAGAUAAUAGAGAAAAUGAAAGCUCUUGGUGCAAAAGUUGUUUUGGAAUGAAGUGAUGUAUGUUGUUUCUUGGAAAGAUGUUUCUUCCAGUAUUCAAAAUUUUUACAAGUUACCUGAAAUUUUGAAAAUUUCAUGUUGUUGGCCAAGGAUACUACAAAUUUUGCUGGUGUUGUGUUUCAUGUUGUGCUCAUUUUUUAGCAUAAACUGAAAAUUUGAUUUUUUGCAGCUAUGAAACAUUAUCCUUCAUGUCCUUCUAUAUGUAAUAA